Molecule: messenger RNA, 906 nt
Organism: Drosophila novamexicana
Lineage: Eukaryota; Metazoa; Arthropoda; Insecta; Diptera; Drosophilidae
Gene: dpr2
Product: zwei Ig domain protein zig-8
Exons: 6
Coding region: 16-906 (296 amino acids)
Biological process (GO): synapse organization
Cellular component (GO): neuron projection membrane
Source: RefSeq, a predicted model, not a curated record
GUCUUUGACUUUGGCAUGCCCCGGAAUAUAACGGCACGGACCGGACACACGGCGGCCAUCAAUUGCCGCGUCGAGAAUUUGCGCGAUAAAUCGGUAUCCUGGAUAAGGAAACGCGAUUUGCACAUUCUGACUGCAGGCAUUCUGACCUACACUUCUGAUGAGCGCUUCAAGGUCGUACGCACCGCCGACUCGAAGGAUUGGACAUUGCAUGUGAAAUAUGCGCAGCCACGUGACAGCGGCAUCUACGAGUGCCAGGUGAACACGGAGCCAAAGAUUUCGAUGGCAUUUCGCUUGAAUGUCAUAGUGACGCCGCCAGAUGCCAAAGCGAUUAUAGCCGGUCCAACGGAUUUGUACGUCAAAGUGGGCAGCGUUAUAACGCUCACAUGCCAUGUGAAACAGCCGGCGACAGCGGCUCAGGAUAUUGGGCCAAUUUACUGGUAUCGCGGCCCCUACAUUCUCACACCAUUUGUGGCCCAUCCGAACGAUGCAGCCAUCGACUUGCAGCGCAUCUCAAUGGAAUCAACACUUGCCGAGAAGCUCCAAAGCAGAUUGCGGAUUGCCAAUGCCCAGCUGCUGGACACGGGCAACUAUACGUGCAUGCCGACAACAGCGGAGGCGGCCAGCGUUGUGGUCAAUGUCAUUAAUGACGAGAGCCCCGCGGCCAUGCAGAAGAGCGGCGGCAACGGCAGCUGCCUUCGCAACAGCCUCAACUUUAACCUCGUCUUGGCACUGGCCGCCAGCGCGGUGGUGCGAUGGCUGUGCUGGCUUCUGGGCAACGCCAGCUUCUCCUUAGUGCAUAUCAAUUACGAUGUCAGGCUGUCAAUCGGCAAUGGCUACUCCAGGCAGGAGCAGCAGCAGCAGGAGCAGCUGCAGCCGCAACAUCAACAGCAGUCCAUGGCGUCAUGA